AUGGCUGCGCUGGUGGAGCCCCUGGGGCUGGAGCGGGACAUGUCCCAGGCAGUGGAGCUGCUUAAGCGGUUCCAGCGCAGUGGGGACCUGCUCCCACAGAAGCUGCAAGGCCUCCAGCGAGUCCUGCAGAGCCGCUUCUGCUCUGCCAUCCGGGAGGUGUACGAGCAGCUGUACAACACCCUGGACAUCACCGGCAGUGCCGAGAUCCAGGCCCACGCCACAGCCAAGGCCAUGGUGGCCUCCUUCAUGGCUAGCGAGAACCACGCACAUCCCAGGGUGGUGGAGCUGCCCGAGACGGACGAGGGCCUGGGCUUCAACAUUAUGGGGGGCAAGGAGCAGAACUUGCCCGGGGGCGGCAUGGCCGACCUCCACGGAGGCCUCAAGCGUGGAGAGCAGCUACUGUCAGUGAAUGGUGUGAGCGUGGAGGGCGAGCAGCAUGAGAAGGCGGUGGAGCUGCUGAAGACGGCCCAGGGCUCGGUGAAGUUGGUGGUGCGCUACAUGCCCUGCGUGCUGGAGGAGAUGGAGGCCCGCUCUGAAAAGAUGUGCUCCGUCCUUAGGCGCCAGCAACACCAGAGCCUUGAAGUCUGGAGGCUGAAACCACAGAUCCGGACCCUCACCCUCAACUCCCUCAUCCCCUGUACAGUAUUUAUUGGCACUAGCCCUUUAUUUAAAGACCUUUGACCCUUAAAAAAUAAUAAAAAAUAAAAAAUUUUCCUGGAGCAGUGAAACCCUAGUCCCAGUGAUGACAAAAUAACAACAACAACAACAACAAUAAUAAUAACAACAGUGGGCUGGGGAGAUAGUAUAAUGCAUAAGCAAAAAAGACUUCUGUGUCUGAGACUUUGUGAUCCCAGAUUCAAUCCCCAGCACCACUACAAGCCAGACUCAAACAGUUCCUCUGAUUUAAAAAGAAAAGUUAUUUGUAUUACUAUUAAAUAUUGAA
Molecule: messenger RNA, 943 nt
Organism: Erinaceus europaeus (western European hedgehog)
Lineage: Eukaryota; Metazoa; Chordata; Mammalia; Eulipotyphla; Erinaceidae
Product: protein lin-7 homolog B-like
Exons: 1
Coding region: 1-681 (226 amino acids)
Biological process (GO): protein localization to basolateral plasma membrane; maintenance of epithelial cell apical/basal polarity; neurotransmitter secretion
Cellular component (GO): basolateral plasma membrane; synapse; MPP7-DLG1-LIN7 complex
Molecular function (GO): L27 domain binding
Source: RefSeq, a predicted model, not a curated record